GGAAGGCUGGCAACCCUGAAUCGCGGUGUUCGCCAUUUUGGCCGACGCUCCUUCUUUCGCGACUGCCAAUCGACAUGUGCGCAUGCGUUUUUCGCUUCCUGGAAUUUUGUCUUCUAAUUUUGUUUAAUAAGAAACGAAAUGCCAAAGAGGAACUGGCGCCGGAGCAAGUGCUCGGUUCACCUGCCCAGGAGCAAGUUCGUCGAAAUACGUCCCAAAAUAUCCAGCACUAGCCCUGAAAAGGGCCCAUCUUUUUCUGAAACCGGCCCGCGGAUGACUCUAGAGACUCUUUGCCCGAACCCGAAUCCCAGUAGUGACAAUGUAAACGAGGCGUCAAAAGAAAUAUCGAUUUCCGGCGGAUGUCUGCACACUCUGAAGGAAAAUACCUCGGCCAAUAAGGUAAAUGAGGCUGUGAAGAGUCCAAUUGUGACCCAAGGAACACAUGUUGGCCGUCUCCUAUCCGUUAGGGAGAGUUCGGCUGGGGUUUCGGAGUGGGAUGAACGGCUACUGCCCUCCAGCCUGGUUCGCAACAAGGAGAAUAAGGAUCACCGCAAAAAGAAGGUUUCUCUCAUGACCGGGGCUACCCAAAAGCAAACCCUUGGCGGGGAGGGCCAGGGCUGGAAGGGCUUUUCCAAUGAUGUGUCCCUCUACAAGAAUCUAAAUGGUCCUCUGAAGCCUGGUAAGACUUCUAUGGUCAAAAUAAGCAAUGACGAUGAUUUGGCUGAGCGGAAACAGGGAGCUAUUAAAAAGGAGACUCAGAAGCCGACUGGCAAUCCACUAAAAAGGAGUCACUCCACCACUAAUCAGCCUAUCAGCGCUAAUCCCCGUCAGGCAGCAAGUGCCACUUUCCUGGACAGUCGGGAUGCUAUGAUAAGGGAGAAGCUAAGUGAUCCUAUGUGGUGCAACUUGAACUCAGAGGACUUUGUUUUCCAACAAACCCUGGAUAACAAUAUUUUGGUGAAGACAGUGAUGCCCAAGUUUCUAACCAAACUGCAUCCGUCAACCAGUGAGGGUCUACCGCCAAAGGAUGCGGAGACCAGUCAUAAAGAGUUUGUCUUCCCUGAAAACCAGAAAAAGGUGGCUAUGGAGACUCUGAUGCCCGAGUUGGCUAAGCCUACUCCCUCAGCUAAGAAUACUGACCUUUUGGCUAAAGACUUGCUUAUCACUAUGAGGGACGACGAGGAGUUGCCCAAUCGUGUCUCCAGUAGGGAAAAGCUUAUUCAAGAUCCCAUGUGGAGCUCCACCUUCAUUCGUCCGCCAGGAAGUAAGAAGAAGGCCACUGGAGACAAAAAGGCAAAGAAGGAGAGCGUUUGGCGUAAGGACAACAUGUGCGAGGUGUCCAUGCGGGACAUCAUGGACCCAGAGGUUCCGCCGAGCAGCAUUGAGAGAUUGCGUAGCGUCGAGGCGAUCUGCAUGCGCCUGAGGGGCAUCGACGUUCCGGGAAACUUGGGAAUCCUGCAGCAGGCGCCCACAUACGAAGAACUCUUUGAUGUCCUGAAUAUUUAAGAUUUCGAGAAUUUGAUUCGAAGGCCUAGUCGGUAGAGGUAAAAGUGUAACUAGCUUUCCUCCUGAGUGGAAAUCAUAGAUGAAGUAUAUUUCCUUUAAGUUUAUCCCUAAGAAACCCCUGUGUUAUUGAAAAAACCACAGAUAUAUAUUUUUGUAAUACAGCGUAAGACAUGCUGUCAUCUGAAGUAUUGAAGAUUUAUUUUAAAUUUAUUUUACGGAAUUCA
Molecule: messenger RNA, 1727 nt
Organism: Drosophila biarmipes
Lineage: Eukaryota; Metazoa; Arthropoda; Insecta; Diptera; Drosophilidae
Exons: 2
Coding region: 139-1503 (454 amino acids)
Source: RefSeq, a predicted model, not a curated record